AUGAGCCAAGCGAAACUGACGAGGACUCAAUCGUCGUUGCUGAGAUCAUCUCCGACGAUUCGAUCUUCGAUUCACAGUCUCUCAUCAAUAACAGAAUGCGAUUUCGACGAAAUCUCUCACCACCGGAAUCAGGAUCUGGAAGCUGGCGAGAAAGAGGAGAAGCAGAGGAGAAGAAAACAACAGUCGAAAUCAUUCGGGUCGACCCGGAUAAAACCGGGUCUCACCUUCACGCUCGCUUCCCUCUCCUUCCUCAGCCUCUCCUCCUUCUUACUAUUCUUCGUCUUCUCCCAAACCGGUGAGAUUCUCACGUCGGAGAAUCUUCUGCUCGGUUUGAUCUUCGUCGCCGUCGCUCUCUUCUUCGCGUCGCGAAACAUGGCGGUUAUCACCCAAACCGUAAUCGCAAUCAAACACAUCCGCGAAGAAACCGGUAAAAAGCUGGGCCUCCGAAUCAAACACAAACCGAAACCGGUUCAGUGGUACAUCGGCGAUUCGAAUCAGGAAUCGAUCAAACCCGUCAGAGAAGAAGAAGAAGAGAGACUAAUCGUCAGCGAAGGAGUCCAAUUCUUCAGCAAUGGAGAUUUCUACGAAGGAGAGUUUCACAGAGGUAAGUGCAACGGAAAUGGAGUUUACUAUUACUUCGUUAAUGGAAGAUACGAAGGAGACUGGAUCAAUGGAAGAUACGAUGGGUAUGGAAUCGAGUGUUGGUCUAAAGGAAGCAAGUACAAAGGACAGUACAAGCAAGGACUGAGACAUGGUUAUGGAGUUUACUUGUUUUACACCGGAGAUUCUUACUCCGGCGAGUGGUUCAACGGUCAAAGCCAUGGCUUUGGUGUUCAAACCUGCGCUGAUGGCAGCUCUUACGUUGGAGAAUUCAAAUUUGGUGUCAAACAUGGACUUGGAUCUUACCAUUUCAGAAAUGGAGAUAAAUACGCAGGAGAGUAUUUUGGAGAUAAGAUUCAUGGAUUCGGUGUUUACCAAUUCGCAAAUGGUCACUAUUAUGAAGGAGCUUGGCACGAAGGUCGUAAACAAGGCUAUGGCACGUAUGGAUUCAGGACCGGUGAUACCAAAUGCGGUGAAUGGGAUGAUGGUAAUCUUGUAAACCGGCUUCCUCCUGAAACCCACCCGGUUCAGAGAGCGGUUCAGAGCGCUCGAGAGAUGGCGAGAAAAGGAGUAAACCAGAGAAGGGUGGAUGAGGAGGUGGUACGAGCUGUGGCGGCGGCUAACAAAGCUGCGACGGCGGCGAGAGUGGCAGCUGUGAAAGCCGUUCAGAAUCAGAUGGAUGGUAAACUUUGUGAAAGGUGA
This is a messenger RNA of Microthlaspi erraticum, 1302 nucleotides long. The record is from the annotation of a GenBank genome assembly. NCBI's taxonomy places the organism in Eukaryota, Viridiplantae, Streptophyta, Magnoliopsida, Brassicales, Brassicaceae.